This is a messenger RNA of Colletotrichum graminicola M1.001, 1455 nucleotides long. RefSeq lists its product as uncharacterized. The transcript has a single exon. Lineage: Eukaryota; Fungi; Ascomycota; Sordariomycetes; Glomerellales; Glomerellaceae. The record is from RefSeq and is a predicted model, not a curated record. Bases 1 to 1455 code for a protein of 484 amino acids.
AUGUGCGCGCCGCCCUCGGUAAAUCCUAUACAGGCCGUUAUAAGCCGUUUAGUACCCCAGGCUACCGUCCAGCAAGUUCAGGUAAUGCCCUCGGUCAAUUGCCAGCGUACCUAUGAGGUCAAAGUCUCCAACGGAACGGGCCUUGUUCUCGUCGUUCCUCCGUCGUCCAUGGUCAAGCUCCUUCGAUCUGAACGUGCCUCCGUCAUCUCGGAGGCAGCAGUCUUGAAAUGGCUUGCUGGCAAAACCAUCGAGCAGCCUCUUCUUCAAGAGCGAACGACCGAACCGAAUUAUUUGCUCGAACCCCCCUCACAUGUGGCCAAGGAGGUGAAAGGGACCCGAAGCUCCAUCGAUGACGCGGCCGAGGAUUUACGUCGUAUGGUCCCGGCUCUCGUAUCGCAUAGUGCGGCGUUGAACGAGCUGGGUCUUGAAUAUAGCCUCCUGAAACCAACACGAGGCGUCCCGAUCCCCGAGUUAAACCCACCACUCUCCCCCUCGGAACGUAGGAAAAUCGACUAUCAGAUCGGGGAGUUGUACAGGCAGCUAUGCAAGCAGGUGUCCCCAACUGGUCGGUUCGGUCCUGCCUUUGCUGUUCUCCACUCGGCUGCGUCACCCUCCGUGACUGACCUCACGAAGCAAGCAAAGCGAGAUGUGAACGCGAGGCUGAUGGAAUCAAGGGGGGUUCAGUCCUGGACUACGGCAUUUCACUCCAUGCUGGAAGCUGUUCUUCGGGACGGAGAGGACAUGCAAGUUAUGCUGGGAUAUGGUACCAUUCGCCGGCAUUUCAAGCGCCUUGAACAUAUACUCGACGAGAUCAAAAUACCUAGACUUGUGGCCGUUGACGUCGGAAAGGACAUCAACACGCUCGCGUUAAGAAAAAAUCGGCGAGGAGGCAUCGCUUCUUUUACACCAAGCAAGACGAAGAGCGCUCUCCAAACCGCCCCCCAAACCAAUGGCAAUGAUACAGAAAACGAAGGGAAUGCCGGCCAAGAGAUUGACUCAGAAUCGAACGGCGCAGCAAAUGUUUGUCUAGAUUGUCAAGACGACAUCACAAUGACCGGAAUGAAAGACUGGAGCAACUUUGUAUUCGGCGACCCGCUGUUUGCCCUCAACUUUGGCCGCGACCCGAGCAGCGACUUCCUCGCGGGGUUUGGCGGCUGUUCCAGACGGCAAGACGAGAUUUCGUCUAUAUUUUCCUCGGACUUGAUCGAAGACAAGGAGAAUGCUCACAUUCGUCUUCUUCUGUACGACUGCUAUCAUACCAUUACCCACAUCGCCAAGGGAUACUUCCGGCCGCAAAAGGAUAGUCACGGGCGCGAGCUAGAGGCUCGGAGGAGGCUCAAUGCAAUUCUGGCACAGCUAGACGUCCUGGAAGAUACUCGCAUUAGGAGGGGAAGAAGACCAAGUGGCGAAUCGGGCCCGGCGAAACGCUCCAGGAGUGGUGGUAAGGACGAUUGA